This is a messenger RNA of Rhodotorula graminis WP1, 3543 nucleotides long. RefSeq lists its product as uncharacterized. The record is from RefSeq and is a predicted model, not a curated record. Gene Ontology annotation, cellular component: Dsc E3 ubiquitin ligase complex. The transcript is spliced from 7 exons. Gene Ontology annotation, biological process: SREBP signaling pathway. Lineage: Eukaryota; Fungi; Basidiomycota; Microbotryomycetes; Sporidiobolales; Sporidiobolaceae. The coding region runs from base 1 to 3513 and encodes 1170 amino acids.
AUGCCGGCUGCACUCUCGGCACCUCAGCGAGCAGCGUCGGCGUACCCGGCCGUCCCGCAGCGCCACAAGGACUCGCCCUCGCCCACCAAGAAGCGGCGCGUCGAGACGGGCUCCGACUCUCGUCCGGCACCGCGCCCAGAGCCGUCCAGGCCGCACUCGAGCCCACACAAGCCUCGUUCCAGCCACCUCCCUCCGCCUCACUCGACCGCCCACCGACCACGCCCUCGAGCGAGCACGGUCGUCCAAGACGGCGAUGCCGACCCGAACGACCCCGAGCUGCAGUCGCGCCUGCACUCGUCGACCCUCAAGCUGCGCGACGCCUGGGACGACAUCCUCCGCCGGCACUCGCUCCCCGCACCCUCUCCUCCUGUCCCCUCUCGCGCCCCGGCCAGCUCGCCAACACGCCGACACCGCCCGGCAGGCCGCACACGCGCCAUCCCUGUCGACGAGGACGACAUCAUCGACCUCGGCUCGAUGGAGAUCAUUCAGGACCGCGGCGUCCUGCGUCGCUCUCGCGCCGGCGCGUUCGCCCUCGGCGGGUACACGGACGCCAUCGACGACGUCCUCGUCGGGCCCGACACGGGCGUCGGCGAGCCGGAGCAGGGCGGCAGCGGUGGCGAGGAGCGCGGAGCGGCGGGCGAGGGCAGCUUCGAGGAGGAGGAGGACGAGGACGACGAGUGGGACGAGCCGAACGCGCUCGAUAGCGAGGCGUACGCCGGCUCGUCCGACGACGAGCUCGGCGACAUGGACGAGCUGCCGUCGCUGCCGUCGCUCUUGUUCCGCGAGCAGCGCCGCCGCGACGCCGACCGGCGCGACCAGCUGCGCGAUUUUUGGGAGCACGAGGCGCGCGCUCGGGGCGGGUCCGAGGCGGGAGGAGGCGCAGCGCACGAGGCGGGCGCCGGCGCGGUCGGAAACCGCACGCUCGAGGCGGUCGAGGUGGCCGACGACGACGACGAGCUGGACUUCUUUGCGCCGGCGCCGAGCGUCGCGCCGUCGCCCGUGCCUCGGCCUCGCCGGUCGUCGUCGUCGCCGCUCCAGGUCGAGGUCGCCACGCCGUCGCGCAAGGUCAAGACCCAGUCGCACGCGCCGUCGACGACGGCGGCGCUCCGCACAGCUGUCGGCGCGGUUCAGCUCGCGUCGUCCUCGCCGACCCGCCCUCUCGGCACGUCGUCCUCGGUCAAGCCGCGUCAGCCCUCUUCGACGGCUGCCGCACGGCUCGAGCUACCCGAGCAGGCGUCGAGCUCGUCGGCGGUGUCGGCGGCCCGAGCGGACCAAGACGAGACCCGACAGGAGAAGACGAGCGAGAAGAAGCGCAAGAAGCGCAAGAAGCGCAAAGGCCGUCUGGACGAGGCGACGUGCGGCGACGCCGAGGCGCUCACGCAGCAGGGCCUGAGCACGACGAGCGCCGACCUCGGACCCGCACGCUCAGCCGUGGCGCCAGCAUCAGAGCAGAAGCAGGGCCUGCAGACGCCGCCAAACUCGUUCACGACGCACAAGCGCUCGAUGCCGUACGCGAGGUCGGUGCCAGCUCGUCCUCCCGUCUCGUCUUCACCCCUGCGCGAGGUCAUCGCCGUCGCGUCGCCCUCACCUACCGCCUCGCCCUCGCCUCGACCUAGCGCGCAAGGACCCGCCGAGCCAUCGCGCUCCCCCUCGCUCGAGAUCAUCUACCCUCGACCCCGAGCGCGCUCCCCCUCGCUCGCCGUGUGGACCGCGCCCGCUCGGCCCGUCUCGCCAGAGCUCGGUAUCCCUGCGCCCUCGUCGUCCGCGCGGCGCCCGCCACCGGCCCAUCAGCAGCAGACGUACCAGCACCCGACGCCGACGCCAACGCCGCCGCCUGUACCUGUUGCGCCGACCUCGCGCGCGCGCCGAGGGCUCGCCACCGCGGCCGCCGGCAAGACGCCGACGCCGCCCAAGAAGGCCAAAGGGCCCCGGCACUCGUUCGAGCUCGUGAUCGACCGCAAGCCGUCGCGCAUGAGCAUGACGCCGCGCCCGAGUGCGCCAAGGGCGGCGGCGGCGCAGCCUGCGUCGAGCGAGCGCGGCGCGACGAGGCUGCCCCGGACGGCGGUCAAGCCCGUCGGCGAGGACGUCGAGAUGCGCUCGCCCGGCGGGCUCUCGACGCCGCCGCUGUCGAAGCGCUCGACGAGGGCGGCCCAGCCGCCAGCGUCGGCGCCCGAGCGCCUCUCGGUCGCGCCCGUCGCCGAGGUCAAGGCGGCCAAGAGCCGGCGCAAGAGCAAGCCCGGCCAAGCCGGGUCGCACGCGGCGGCGGCUCUUCGCGCAGCCGCCAAAGCCGUCAAGGCCAAGGUCGAGGCGGAGCCGGACGCCGCCGGCCUUGACGACGACCCGCUCUUGCUCGAGUCGUCGCCGUCGCCGGUGAAGAAGCGCGCCUCGACGACGGGAUCGCGCCCGCAGCUGCGGCGGGCGGUGACGGCGACGCCUGCACCGGUCAAGAGGACGGGCUCGGCCUCGAGGAGGGUCAGGGAGCGCAGGAUGACGACGGUCGCGCCGUCGUCGUCGAGGAGGGAGGAGGCGAGCGACGACGACGGGUUCGGGGCUUGCACACCGACGCGUCCAGCAGCAGCAGCAGCAGCAGCUCCGCCAGCCGGCCCACUGCCCACCGUGGCGACCCUCGCGCCGAGCGUCGAGGUGGCCCCACUGCACGCCGUGCAGCUGCUGCACCUCGUCGUCUCGCUGUCCUUUACUUGCCACGCCCUCGCCGUCCUGUCGUACCUCCUCUCGCCGUCGCACAUCGUCCUCCUCGUCCUGCGCGUCGUCCUCCUCGUCCAGUUCAGCAACCCGCGCCGGACCCACCCGACCCGCAGCCUGCGCUUCUUCACCGUCGUGUGGACCCUCCAGGCCGUCGGCAUUACCGCCGUGCAUGCCUUGACGGGCAGCCGAGGCACCAAAGGCCCGAGAGGCCACGCUCAAGGCGGCCUCGUCCUCGACUUUGUCGGCGUCGCCGCCACCCCCUCGACGUUGCACCUCCUCUUCAUCGACGUCCUCCUCGCCCUCUUUCAACUCGCGACUCUCCUCGUCGCGUUCGGCGCCACCGUCCCCAACGACCUCGACGCGAGCAUCAGCGGCGAGGGUGCGAGGGACUACUCGGCGCUGCUGGGCCUCGGCGCGGCCGAGGACGACGACAUCGACGAGGACGUGCGGGCGCGAGCGUCGUCGAGCAGGUCGAGGGGGCGGAAACGGAGGGGAUACGAGAGCGUGCCCGGUGGAGACGAGGAUGACGACGGAUUCGAUAUGGACGAGGUCGACGAGAUGCGGCAAGAGGAGCGAGAGGACUCGUUCGGGCUCGGCACCUUCAAGCCACCCACUCCCUCCUCAUCAUCCGCCUCAUCGUCCUCUCGCCUCGCCCUCGACCCCUCGGCGCAGUACGUCCGCCUGCCCGUCAUCGCCGACCUGCGCCUGCGCACCGUCUGGGCCGAGGUGCGCAAGUCGGCGAGCCAGGUCGACACGGAGCGAGUCGAUGCGGGUGUGCGAGGGCUCGAGGAGGGGCGAGGAGCGUAGCAUGUAUUGCAAGGACUGUACGACUCGGCG